AUGGAGGUUUGGAAUAAAGCGGCUAUAGCCAAACAUGUUUGGCAUUUGUUUUCGGGUGGGGAUUGUUCUAUGUGGUGUCAAUGGGUUAAAUCCUACUUACUUAAGAGUAAGAGUUUUUGGGGUAUUAAGAUGCCUAGUGAUCCAUCCUGGGUUUGGAGGAAACUUUUAUCGCUUAGGGAUUUAAUCUUCCCUAUUAUCAAAUUCAAACUUGGUAAUGGUGAAAAUGUGUUCCUCUGGCAUGAUAACUGGCACCCCUUUGGUUCGCUCUUGCUUCGGUAUGGUCCUAGGAUUUUGUAUGAUACCAACCUUCCUGACAACUCUAAGGUUAGUUCAAUUAUCUCAAAUGAUUCUUGGAACUGGCCUUUUCCUAAUUCUUGGGAGAUACAGGAAUGGAUUGCUGCCACUCCUCCUUCUCUUAAACCUUCCCUUGAUUCCCCUGAUGUUCCUGUGUGGAGUUUGUCUGCUGAUGGCUCCUUUUCUAUACACUCUGCUUGGGAAUGUUGGAGGGACAAGGGCCCCGAGGUUACUUGGUCUAAUCUCAUUUGGGGUCCUCCUGUUAUCCCUAGGGUUAGUUUCAUUGUGUGGAUGGCUAUCCAUGAGAGACUUAACACUGGGGAUAGACUCCAAAUCUUUGGUCUUCUUACGAGCCCUAGCUGCCCUUUAUGUUGUGCUCCUGAGGAAAACCAUUCCCAUCUGUUCUUUAGGUGUCACUACUCCUCUAGGAUUUGGGCUGUUAUCCAAGCUAAGUGUAAUUCCCACUGGCCUUCUUUGCCCUGGUUGGAACUUGUUGAGUUUGUUACUAAAUCCAUCAAUGGUAAAUCUCUGAAAUCUGUGAUUAUGAAACUCUCUUUUCUCUGCACUAUCUACCACAUUUGA
This is a messenger RNA of Camellia sinensis, 876 nucleotides long. NCBI's taxonomy places the organism in Eukaryota, Viridiplantae, Streptophyta, Magnoliopsida, Ericales, Theaceae. The record is from RefSeq and is a predicted model, not a curated record.